GGGGAUGUGACAGCUCUCUGCCGUGUGUGGAAGCGUGGAUCGGGUGGGCAUCACCUGGAUCUCCGGUGUGUUCAGCCCCCCGGGCUGUGCCAGUGCCUGCAUCCUGCUGCCCAGUCUUACAGACCCUGCAUCCUCCUCACCUGCCCCCUCCUGGCAUCUCCCCUGCACUGGGCAGGAGGGGCAGCUGUCAAUCAUUGCACCAUCCUCUCCUGCCCCCCUCGUUUCUGUCUCCGUUGCAUGUCCCUCCUUCCCCUCCCGGACCUCCCCACUCUCUCCCUGUAUCCCUGGAGUGGGGGGCUGCUCUGCAGGUAGAGCUCACCCCCCCGCACAGCGCAGCGCCCCGCACAACAGCCCCGCACAACAGCCCCGCUGCGGGUAUAUGGAGAGGAGCUCCCUGCUGCGCCUCAUCCAGGGGCAGCUUGACCCAGAUAACACGGGUUUUGUAUGUGCGGACACCUUUGCCGCCCUGGUAAACAACCAUGAGCUGCCCCUGGACCCCGCCAAGCUGGAGAUGUUAUUUGCCCUUUCACAGGGUAAUGAAGAGGGGCAGAUCUGUUACCUUCAGCUUGUGGACCUGAUAAGCAGCAAGAGGUCCAGCAGUUUCCGCAGAGCCAUCAGCAGCGGCCAGAGAGCUCUCCCCCGCGACGUGCUGCUGGACCAGGCCGGGCUGGGCGUCUAUAAAAGAUUUGUACGCUAUGUGGCUUAUGAGAUCCUGCCGGGCGAGAUGGAGAGGCGGUGGUACUUCUACCAGCAUCGGCCAUGUCCACCACCUAUAUUCAUGGCAGCCGUGACUCUGACACAGAUCAUCGCAUUCCUGUGUUAUGGAGUCAAACUGAACAAGUGGGUAUUACAGACCUACCACCCCGAGUACAUGAAGAGCCCCCUUGUGUACCACCCGGGACAUCGGGCAAAAGCUUGGCGCUUCCUAACCUAUAUGUUCAUGCAUGUUGGUUUGGAGCAGCUCGGUUUUAACACCCUCCUGCAGCUAAUGAUUGGCGUCCCCUUAGAGAUGGUGCACGGGGUGCUGAGGAUAAGCUUCCUGUAUCUGGCCGGGGUGCUGGCAGGAUCCCUUGCUGUAUCAGUCACAGACAUGAGGGCGCCCUUAGUUGGCGGUUCGGGUGGUGUGUAUGCGCUGUGUUCUGCCCACCUCGCUAAUGUUGUUAUGAACUGGGCCGGGAUGCGCUGCCCGUACAAGGUCCUCCGAAUGGUUCUUGCCUUGGUUUGCAUGAGCUCGGAGGUGGGCCGCGCGGUUUGGCUUCGUUUUUCCCCUCCUUUACCAGCAGCCGGCCCCCAGCCCAGUUUCAUGGCGCACCUGGCGGGCGCAGCGGUCGGGGUCAGCAUGGGGUUGACCAUCUUGCGCAGUUACGAGGAGAACCUCCAGGACCAGUGCGGCUGGUGGGUGAUCCUGCUUUGCUACGCCACCUUCUUGGCCUUUGCUAUUUUCUGGAAUGUGUUUGCUUACGACCUGCUCGGGGUCCAGAUCCCGCAUCCUCCGUGACCUUCGAACUUGUACGCCUCACACCCUCGAAGGACUUAUUCUGGUGCUGAUUUCGGGGGGGAAAAAAAAACAAAAAAACUGCUUGUCGACCAGUGGCCAAAGCCUCCUCCGGCGAGACGGAGAUGGACGAGAGGAGGGCAGGAGGACGGGUGAGAAGCGCGACCUUCUUGCCUCUGUCCCCUACAGCAGAGUGAUGUGAUGAUGUUUGCUAUGUUUAUGUGGUCAGGUGAUUUAUUUAUUUAUUUUAAUAAUCCGAAUUGUUUUUUUUCUCGCUGCAGCAGGUGGGUUAUCAUCCGGCGGGGAGACCCCCAAAAUAUUCAUCUCCUCCUAUGAACUGCAGGGUGACUUCUACACUGUGAUAUCAUAGCCGCAUAGGUAGCACAGACUGACGGCAACUCACCUAAGAUGGUGGUCGCUGUUACUAUUGAUGCUAUCGCACUGCCCACUAGUGGCGGAUGGCAGUAGUGCAGGUAGAUCUAGGUUACUAGACAUUAAAGGGGGGCAUUAAGACUGGCGCCUUAUACGCUGGUCUUAACCGGUCCCCAGCUUGGGUCGGAUGCUCCACCGGUAAUAACUGCGGCGCAUCUAUGCGCAAGAACUGAACUCUACGCCAGCAAGGGAGCAGUGUACGUUUCAGGUAUUCUCUAUACCAGCAAAAUGUGCCAGGCUCCGAACCGCACACACUCACCCACUGUUUGGAAAAGUGGCAAAAUCCUCCCAAAUAGGGGAUGAUAAAUGCGCCCGCUUUGAGUUUGCCGCCCCUAUAAAGGGGCCGUCGAGGAUUAGAAAAGCAUGGCUGCUUUCUUACAAAAAC
Molecule: messenger RNA, 2312 nt
Organism: Bufo bufo (common toad)
Lineage: Eukaryota; Metazoa; Chordata; Amphibia; Anura; Bufonidae
Gene: RHBDL1
Product: rhomboid like 1
Exons: 8
Coding region: 380-1498 (372 amino acids)
Cellular component (GO): membrane
Molecular function (GO): serine-type endopeptidase activity
Source: RefSeq, a predicted model, not a curated record